Messenger RNA from Blastocystis hominis, 863 nucleotides. RefSeq lists its product as hypothetical. The coding region runs from base 12 to 863 and encodes 283 amino acids. The record is from RefSeq and is a predicted model, not a curated record. NCBI's taxonomy places the organism in Eukaryota, Bigyra, Opalinata, Blastocystidae. The transcript is spliced from 4 exons. Gene Ontology annotation, molecular function: oxoglutarate:malate antiporter activity.
UUUUCUUCGAUAUGUCCACCGGCAAAGAGAACACAUCUGUCUCAUAUAGAGUAAUGAAGGGUGCGAAGCCUUUUAUUUGCGGAGGAUGCUCUGCUUGUUUUGCUUCUUUCUGCGUGCAACCUAUCGAUUUGAUCAAGACCCGUAUUCAGGUCGUGGGUAAGGCUCAGAACAUUGGUGCCGUCACCAUUGCCAAGAACCUCAUUAAGAACGAGGGAGUGAUGAAGCUCUAUGCCGGUCUGUCUGCUUCUCUGAUGAGACAGGCUAUUUACGGAACGGCUCGUCUGGGUCUCCACCGUGUUUUCUCGAACUAUCUGAAGGAGCGCAACAAUGGCACUCUCACUUUCUGGAUGUCCACUACCUCCUCUCUGACCUCUGGAGCUCUGGCUGGUAUCAUUGGUAACCCCUUCGAUCUUUCGAUGGUGCGUAUGCAGGCUGAUGGUCUUCUCCCUGUGGAGCAGAGACGUGGUUACAGCAACUGCUUCACUGCCCUGUACCGUAUCACCAAGGAGGAGGGACUGAUGACCCUGUGGCGUGGAAGUCUGCCCAUGAUCAUGCGUGCCAUGGCUAUGAACUUCGGAAUGUUGGCUUCGUACGAUCUGUCCAGACAGUUCAUCGUGAAACACAACGGCGAGGGUAUGGUCACGAACCUGCUGGCUUCCGCCGUGUCUGGUUUCUGCUACCCGUCUGAUGAACAUGCGUCCCGAUCCGGUGACCAACGAGAUGCCUUACAAGAACCUGCUCGACUGCUUCGUGAAGGUGCUGAAGAACGAGGGCUUGUUCGCGUUCUGGAGAGGUUUCUUCACUUACUACUUCCGUUGUGCUCCGCAUGCGAUGAUUAUCCUGCUCGUCAACGAGGCCAUUAA